UGUCAGUUUUAACCUCAAAUUUUUUGUCGGCUUAUUUACAUAAUUUUUUUGCUUUAAAAAUGGUAAAAGAGUCAAGUAGUUUGAAAAAGAAGCGCAAAAGUGGCACUAGUGCCGAUAAUGAGGCCGAAAUUGACAUUUAUAAGAAAUCGGUCGAAUUUGAGGAGAAAGAGGCCUUAAAUCGGCCUAACGAUACUGACGCUCAAAUUUACUUCACAACUUGUAAAGAAAUUCGGCAAUUAUUUGGCGAAAUAAGUGAAUUAAAAAUGAAGAGUGGGUCAGACGUAAGGCCUAAAAUAAUAGAAAAAACCACCGAAGUGUGUUUAUUAUUGGUACUUUUGAAAAAACUGAACCGUAUGGAAAAAGUCAGAUUGGUAUUUCCUAAAGAGGAAUUGGCGGCGGAGAAACAAAAAGUGGACAGUAUUAAUUUACAAUAUCAGAAUUUGUUGUACGAGGCCAACCACUUAAUGUCGGAAUACCGCAAAUGCUUCCAAUUCAAGUCGAAAGACGAGCACAUUGAGCUGGUCCCCGUUGAGGAAUUCUUCGCCGAAGCCCCGGAAAACUUGACGAAAAAAUUCACUAAAUUUGACGAAAAUGACGAAUUGGUGAAACACGAACUGCGCCUCGCGCGUCUCGAAUGGGAGCUCCAACAGCGCAUCCACUUGGCCGACAUGUGCAAGAAACUCGAAGAAGAGAAGAAGAAACUAGAGGCUGAUAUCGGCGAACGCCGCAAUAAAUUGGACAAAUUGGGGCCUCUUCUGUCUUCAGUCAUGGAGGCCACUAAACCGGUCCAGGAGCACUUGGGGCUGCACAUUGAUAAAAUCCAAGCUGAACACAAACUUGCCUCGCUUUUACCCAACCCCCUGUACCUGUUUUAUGCCAAUAUUGACGCCUACAGACAGGUGAAUGACUCGAGGAUGAGUGUCGAAAUCGUGGGGGACCAAGAGGAGGCGAGCCAAUGGAAGGAAUUGGAGUUGGCUGAGGACGAUGAUGAGGAGGACGAAGACAACGAAGCGGAAAUAGAGACACAAGAAGUGGAGGAAAUCGUCGAGACGAAGAAACGCCGUCACCGGAAGUCCGUCCAUAUUGACCCACUUGAGGAAAAAAAACGGAAGUUGUUACAAGUACACCCCCUUUCAGUCCAAGUCACCGUCACGACCAAAGACGGCCCCUCAAUCAAAAUCCGACUCAGCUAUUACCCAAAGUUAGAAAUCGUCACUGUAUCAUCAAGUGUCGACAUUCCUAGCAACAUUACAGGAAAUGCCGCUCGUGAGGUUUUAUCAAACGAAAGUGUCCUUGUCGAGCUCGUCGGGGGCGAUUUCGGGCUCGACAGCCCCAAUCCUUGUACCCCUUACCAGUUGAAAAAAGUGGGUUUGGGGUCAUUCCAAAGUCUCGUCCCUGACCUAGGUUAUGUCUACACUUGGGCGCAAAAAAUGUGCGGAAUUGAUUUUUUGAAUAAAAUGACCGGUUCGGAUCAUUUAAGCCAAACUAAUGUCGAGUCGGUUAUGAAAACCAUCAAAAAACGCCUCAAAUCGCGGUAUGCCUUGGCGAAACAGUUGGAGGAGUUGGAGCGGAGUGUGAUUCCUGUUUUACCGGCUAGUGUGGAUUUGCCACGGACCACGAUUUCGAGUCUUACGAAGUGGUCCUCAGGGACUUAUCAGGGUUUUUGUGAGGCUCAAUUCACGGAAGGUUUAUUAGAAGCAGAGUUAAUUUCGCCGAACGAUAUUUUUUAUAAAGCGACGAUAACGCGAGAUAAUGCUAAUUUGCAAGCUUUUGUUGUUAUUAAAAACGACUAUCCUUCAAUCCCACCGAUUUUUUCACUUUGUUUAAAUUAUAAUGGGACUAGGCAUUCGCAAAACGACGAUAAUAUUCGGGACAUGGAACGGUCGAUUAAUGUUGAUUGGAAUCAUGAAUUCUCGAACGCAAAUUGGCUUUUGUCGGCACAAAUCAUGUCAUUGUGUGUCGGACUCGACAUUUAUUUGGAAACGGAGGAUCCUGGGACGUUUCAACAGAACACCAUGUAUAUCAAAUCGACUUGCGCUAGGAAUAGGAGAAAGCCGUUUAAGUUCAGGAAUAUUGGGGUUGGAGUCUACACGCAAUAAAUUCUGUAUUGAGUUUUGACAAAUAAAUGAGUUUUUGAAGCCUGUUGUGUUUUAGUCAAGU
Messenger RNA from Tribolium madens (black flour beetle), 2160 nucleotides. It is a transcript of the gene thoc5, whose product is annotated as THO complex subunit 5 homolog. Gene Ontology annotation, cellular component: THO complex part of transcription export complex. The coding region runs from base 60 to 2099 and encodes 679 amino acids. The record is from RefSeq and is a predicted model, not a curated record. Gene Ontology annotation, biological process: mRNA export from nucleus; positive regulation of DNA-templated transcription, elongation. NCBI's taxonomy places the organism in Eukaryota, Metazoa, Arthropoda, Insecta, Coleoptera, Tenebrionidae. The transcript is spliced from 9 exons. Gene Ontology annotation, molecular function: mRNA binding.